AUGUCUAUUAAUCCCUCCGUCCUCAUUGUCGGCGCUGGUCCUUCCGGCCUCGUUGCCGCCCUAACCCUCCUCCAAAACAACAUUCCCAUCCGAAUCAUCGACAAAAGCCCCUGCCCGCACUCUGGCUCGCGCGGCUGGGUCGUCCAGCCGCGCACGCAGGAUCUGCUUCACCAGCUCGGCGUCACGGACCUCGUACAAGUGCUCGAGCCGGUGGUGCCCAUCCGCACGUACAAGCCUGGCGAGGGGCUCAAGAUCGACAAGGACAUCUCGCUGUUAGCUUCCAAGGAUGCUACGGCACACUUCCCUUACAUGGACCCGAAGGCGAUGGGCCAAAGCGGAAUCGAGGGUUUCCUACGCGGCACUCUGGCAAAAUACUCGUGCCAGGUUGAGUUUGGGGCGGAGCUCCGAUCGUUCGAGCAGAACGAAGGUGGUGUCACUGCCCAUAUCGCCAAAAAGAACGGCGAUCGAGAGACGCUGGAAACCAUCAACGUCCAGUACCUCAUUGGUGCAGACGGCGCGAAAGGUGUUGUGCGCAAGCAGCUCAAUAUCUCGUUCCUAGGAAACACCCGGGAGGAUGUGCGCACUGUCUUAAGCGACAUUUGUUUCACUGCCGAGGGCCUUGAUCGCGAACACAUGCAUAGAUUUGGCAAUCCAAAGGGUGCCAUGGCUGUUAUACGGCCCUGUCGUGAAGUUGGGACCGAGAACGACGGGUGGCAGGUUUUGGCUGCCGACCCCAUGAAGGACAUGGCGAUAUUCGCAGGUAACGAAACCGAAUUGCUCAACCACAUCAAAGCUGUUGUCCCUGCGGACAUCAAGUUCAGGAAGCUAGUCACGGUUAGCGAGUGGAGACCGAAUAUUCGCAUGACUAGCACAUUUGGUAUCGGACGUGUUUUUAUCUGCGGUGAUGCGGCACAUGUACAUAGCCCAGCAGGCGGCCAAGGCCUCAACUCCGGUAUCCAAGACUCUAUUAAUAUCGCCUGGAAACUCGCCCUCGUUAUUAAACAUCUAUCUCCGGCCUCACUUCUCGACACCUACAGUGCCGAACGCGUCCCCGUCAUCUCCGAGAUGCUCAACCUCACCACGGAGAUCUUUCAGCGCAACGUUUCUGGAGGGAAAGACCAGUAUGAACGGCCCGACAAGGUCCGCAUGCACGGUGUCAACUACCGCUCGAGCGCAAUUGUACUUGAGGAGAGGAACUCUGGCCUACCAGAGACGCCCGCUUAUGGCGAUGCGGUGGAGGGCGAGGACAAGGUAUUGGUCGCGGGUGAUCGGGCUCCGGAUGCGCCCGGAUUGGUGGAUGCGGAGGGGACAAAGCACAGGCUGUUUGAUCACUUCAAGAUGUCACAUCAUACGGUAUUGGUGUUUUCCCCCGACGCGGACGGUGCAAAGCCAUUCCUGGAGGCGAUCUCUAGCCGAACGGAUGGGAUUGUGAGGCCCAUUGUCGUGCUUCCUCAGGCUACUUGCCCGUCAUACACCAGCGAGUCCCAGGCACUCGUCCUUUGUGAUGGGGCAGGACACGCCUACUCGGGCUACCAGGUCAAGCAGGGCGAGACGUACACAGUGGUGGUGCGUCCGGACGGAUUCAUUGGGGCCAUUACGAGCGGUAUUGGGGGUGUACAGGCGUAUUUCUCGAAGGUGUUUCUUUGA
Molecule: messenger RNA, 1647 nt
Organism: Coniophora puteana RWD-64-598 SS2
Lineage: Eukaryota; Fungi; Basidiomycota; Agaricomycetes; Boletales; Coniophoraceae
Exons: 8
Coding region: 1-1647 (548 amino acids)
Molecular function (GO): FAD binding
Source: RefSeq, a predicted model, not a curated record